GACAGCAAAUAAAUGUGAAAGAAGUAAACGGGAAGGUGUUCUUGCAAUGUGCAGGCAGUGCAGGUGAAGUCGCAUGGCAGAAAGGUGGGCAGAGCAUAGGAAACGCAUCCCUGCUGGAGCUGGGUGCGAUUUAUGAUGAUCCCAGAGGCACAUAUGCAUGUGAAGCAGGAGGAAAAUCAUACGCCCUCUACGUGCACUAUCGAAUGUGCCAGAACUGCAUCGAAGUGGACGCUCCCACCAUCUCGGGGAUCGUGGUCGCAGAUGUUGUCGCCACCAUCUUCCUGGCGGUUGCUGUGUACUGCAUCACGGGCCAGGACAAGGGACGCAUGUCACGAGCUUCUGACAGGCAGAACCUGAUUGCCAACGAGCAGCUCUACCAGCCCCUUGGCGAGCGGGACGAAGGACAGUACAGCCGGCUGGCACCUGCCAAGGCCCGCAAGUGA
This is a messenger RNA of Pelecanus crispus (Dalmatian pelican), 443 nucleotides long. The record is from RefSeq and is a predicted model, not a curated record. NCBI's taxonomy places the organism in Eukaryota, Metazoa, Chordata, Aves, Pelecaniformes, Pelecanidae.